AGCUAGAGCUAAGAUCUAAAUCUAUAAGAAACUAGUCUAGAUCUAGAUUCUAUCUACUUUAUUAAAAUAAAAUUAAUUUAAACGAAUAAACGCUUUAAUAUCUAGAUUCUAGAUCUAGUUUUUAAAUAUGGCUUUAGUUAAGAAACAUAGAUCUAGAGCGUUUCAUUUCUUAAUCAACAUUUUCGUUGUAAUGAGUUCGUUGUUUUUAAAAGACGCGAGUGAAGCUUGUGGGGGCGUCACACACAUUGAAAUAAGUUACAGAGCACUUGAUAGCUACAUUGAUGCUUACAACAGUACAGUUUACAAUGCAAUCCUUAAACAAAAUCAAGAUGCGCUUGAGGCAGGAAAUGUAUUUCCUGAUGCAUUUUAUCCAAAUUUAUGUUUUAAUGGUCAAUUUCAUGAUGUUGCUGAAGACGCACACUGGACUCCAUUUCUCAAUGCCAGUAUUAACUACAUUCAUAGAAAUUACCCCAAGCCAUGGAAUGAGCAAAGUUUGAAACUGGUAACUUUUAUUAUGGGAGUUGUCUCCCAUCAAGUUGCAGAUGUCAGCUGGCAUUCCCUUGGUUUGGAUCAAGGAUUCUUGCAGGCUAUGGCAGGGACAAACUAUCAUGGUGAUUUCCCUUCAGCUCAUUCAGAUGGAGAUCUAGGUGGAGAUGUCUUAAACUUGUUUCAAUUGAACCUCAACUACAGUAAUUUUACAGGAGAGUGGUAUGUACCUGUUAAUGACUUGUUGGGAAUCUUUAAAGACUAUUACGGCAAAGAGGUCAUAAAUGAAACUGUGGUGGUUACUUGCACACAAAUAAUGUUUUUGGCCAGAUUGGCAGAAAGACUGGUUGUAAAAGAGUACUAUCCAAUCAUAGCCAAAAAAAGUCCAUUUUUGAGGAAUGAACUGUACAACUAUUAUCUUGGAGGAAUAGAAGAUAUGGCUGCUUGGACUCAGAGAAUAUGGAAACAUAUCACUUAUGUUCUUGAAAAUGGAUACAAGAACUGUGAUAUGAAUCAUAGCCCAUUGCUUAUCAGAUGUAAUCAAACUGCUAACACUAACAUACAAGGGGAGAAAAGAACAACCUCAUUCAGAGGAUCAGUAAUUAAGAAAAUGUAUGAUAACCUACUAGCCUCUACAAGUUUCAGUUUUAAGGAUAUAAUUGUUGAGUAUAAACAUGGCGGCGUUUACUUGAGACCAUCUUCAAGUUUGCAGGAAAAAAUAUCGAGUCUUAAUACAAAGAACACAGAGAGAAAAAAAUCCAGUUUUGUUGAAUUUCCUAAUGCAAUACUUACAAUAGCUGCAAACUAUUCCAAACUAGGAAGUUCCUAUGCUGUUGCUGAUCUAAACAAAGAUGGGAACGAUGAUGUUGUGAUUGGCUGUCCAGGAUGCAUAGAUCCUGACACAAAGAAGAAAACAGGGAUAGUAUUUAUUUUAUAUGGAACUGAUCAAGGGUUAAAUCUAUCAACAACUGAUAUUACAAAAGCUGCCCAUUUUAAAAUAAUAGGCCCACUGGAUACAACCAAUUCAGAAUUUGGUCAGUCCCUUGCCAUUUUUGACCUUGACAAGGAUGGGAAUCUGGAGAUAGCUGUUGGUGCUCCCAGUUUUGGGUCAGAAAGCCUAACAUACCUGGGCAGAGUUUACUUGUACUCUUCAGCCAGUGAAGGAAGUUUUCUACUUAGAGGUACAGUUGAUUGUCAGGACAAAUAUUGCACUUUAGGAGCAACACUUAAAUCUGCAGAUAUAAAUUCUGAUCAUUAUAGUGACCUCAUUGUGGGCUCACAUUAUGCCCCUUGUGGUGGCGUGCAGAGAGGAAUGGUGGGAUUUGUUCAAGCUGACAACAAGUAUGCAGGCAAAACUAACCUGGCAUUAAGUCCUGAAAAUAUUUUAUGUGGUAAACAGGAUUUUGGUUGGUUUGGUUACAGUGUAGCUGCUAAAAACGUGCCCAAUACAAAUGUAACCAUGUUAGCAACAGGAGAGCCAGGAAUUAGGAAAUGUGCCAGAUCAAAUUGUUCAUUGGAUCCAACAGAUGUUCAGGCUGUAGGACAAACCCGUCUGAAUAGCCUAGUGGAUGGGAAACUCAUGCCAGGGGCAGUGAUAGUUGGGGUCCAACAGUUUCAGAUGAUGGGUGGUCAGGUAGAGAUUGGUCACCCCUUUGACAAGACUUCCCAGAUUCUUGCUGUGACUGCUCUUGGACAAGAGGUCACUGGUCACCUAGCUGACUUUGACCUUGACAUUCACCAAGCAGGAAGUGUACUCCUCUUCAACUGGUCUGACCCCAGCCAACCAAUCACAUACUUUAAAGGGGACAGAAAGUUUGGAAACUUUGGUGCCCAACUCAAGUUCACAGAUUUAAAUAGAGAUGGAAUUGAUGACCUUAUAAUCAGUGCUCCUGUAAGGACAGAGGACAUCACUGAGGAGCUUGAAGGAGCUCAACAGGGUCAAGUCUUUGUGUAUAUGGGUGGACCAAAUUUCCCAAAAGGUGAUGCCACAUCCAAAUGUGAUGAUAGGUUUAUGCUAGACCCAUGUCCAGGAUACAAGGCAACCAAGGUACUGGAAUUUGAAGAGGAUAAAGCCAGGUUUGGUUCCAGGAUGGCUGUAGUUAAAACCAAACUUAAGGUCCAGCUACUUGUCACAGCUGAGCACAGCUCAAAAGGUGGCAGACUGUCAGGAGCUAUUGGCGUUUUUAAUUUUUAAAUUAUUUAGAAAAUAAUUUUUAAUCAAACAAUUAAACCAUUUAAAAAGUGUUUUAAAAAGUGUAAGAACUAGUUAUUAAAAAAAGGCCUUGUAAAAAAAAAAUUUCACCUUUAAUUUCUUGUUAGAUUUACAUAAAAAAUUAUUUUCCUUUAACUAUACAAGUGCAAACCAUUUGUCUCAAUUUCUACUAAAAGCACUUCUUGUUAAAAUGAAUUUUUAAAUGUAUUUUACUGGUGUAAAAGUAAUAAUUUGUUUUCAUGUAUCACUACAUUGAUGUUUUUGGAGUCCAUUUUGUACUGCUCCAAAGACUUGGAGGAGAAGAUGAGCAAGUCCUUAACUAUUUUGUUACAAAAAUGUAUUGUGCAAUUCUGAUGUUUUUAAUGCUAUAGUUUUACUACCUAAUUAAAUGACAGUGAAGAUGUAACAUAGUCAGUAAAAUGUGAUACUGGUAAUUUUAAUUUUUCUAUUUUCAUUACCUACUUAAUAAGAUGACCUCUUCCUAUAAAGUGUUUUAUAUAUUUAUGAAUAUAUUUGUUGAUUUAGAUAUUUACAUUCCAUUGUUUAAACUGUUAAUAAUUUAUAAGUAUUCAUUUAUAAUUUAUAACUAAU
Molecule: messenger RNA, 3289 nt
Organism: Physella acuta
Lineage: Eukaryota; Metazoa; Mollusca; Gastropoda; Physidae
Product: phosphatidylinositol-glycan-specific phospholipase D
Cellular component (GO): extracellular matrix; extracellular region
Molecular function (GO): GPI anchor phospholipase D activity
Source: RefSeq, a predicted model, not a curated record